GCAGCAACACCAUUCGCUUUGCUUGACGUUUCACGGUAUGACGUGUAUCCUCGGAAAACUCAAAACCACCAUCUCUUCUCGGUUGUUAUUAUUGUUUAGAAGGACUUCGAGCGGUCCUCUUAUUUGGGGUGGGGGGGCCUAAGCUACCACUUGACCGAAAACAAACCCCCCUUUCUGGUAGGAAGCGUCCCAUUCGAACUUCUAUUGUGCUCCCCCCGGUGUUUUGAGAGCGCCCUCCCGGUCCGCCGUCUUUGCCAAGCAGCUUAUGGAGGAGCGGGUUUCCGAGUUGUUUGCCUCAGAAAAUGGACACGACGGCUCUCGGACUGAAGUGAACCUGGGCAAUGGUUGCGGACGUACCUCCGCCACCAAAAGGGCUUCUGCCAAGAAGAAGAGAGCGAAUGGGCGACACUUUCGCAGCUUCAAACCGAGCAACAGCACCCCUUAUCUACCACCUGAGGUAGAAGAAGGGAAUAUCGAGUACAAGCUAAAGCUCGUGGACCCUACGCCGAGUCGAUUCGAGCACCUGGUGACGCAAAUGAAAUGGCGGCUCCAGGAGGGUCGCGGAGAAGCUGUCUACCAGAUCGGGGUGGAGGAUAACGGCAUGUUGGUGGGCCUGUCGGAGGACGAAAUGAAGGCGUCCCUCACCACCCUUCAUAAGAUGGCUGAGAAAGUUGGGGCUGACAUCACCAUCCUCCGACACGCAGAGGUGGACUACGACACCGAUCGGCCUCUCACCAUCGCCGAAGCGCUGAUACGAAAGGUGCCAGAUGACCAGCAGUUCCUGGACCUGCGAGUCGCCGUCAUCGGUAACGUGGACUCGGGCAAAUCGACUCUGCUGGGCGUUUUGACGCAGGGCGAGCUGGAUAAUGGACGGGGGAGAGCCAGACUCAACCUCUUCAGGCAUCUCCAUGAAAUCCAGACUGGGCGAACAUCUAGCAUCAGCUUUGAGAUCCUGGGUUUUAACAGUAAAGGAGAAGUUGUGAACUACAGCGAGUCUCGAACGGCAGAGGAGAUUUGUGAGAGUGCCUCUAAAAUGAUCACGUUCAUCGAUCUGGCGGGUCACCAUAAAUACUUGAAGACAACCAUCUUUGGCCUCACCAGCUACUACCCCGAUUUCGCCAUGCUUGUCGUCAGUGCAAAUACCGGCAUUGCUGGCACGACACGGGAACACCUGGGCUUGGCCAUGGCCCUGAAGGUGCCCAUCUUCAUCGUCAUCAGCAAAGUGGACCUGUGCACGCGGGCCGCCGUGGAGCGGACUGUACGGCAGCUGGAGCGAGUACUCAAGCAGCCGGGCUGCAACAAGGUGCCCAUGGUUGUGGCCAGCACGGACGAUGCCGUUGCCGCCGCUCAGCAGUUUGCCCAGUCGCCCAACAUUACACCCGUCUUCACCGUGUCCAGCGUGUCCGGAGAGAAUCUGGACCUGCUCAAGGUCUUUUUCAACAUCAUCCCCCCGCUGAGCAACAGCAAGGAGCAGGAGGAGCUGAUGCAGCAGCUCACUGAGUUUCAGGUGGAUGAAAUCUACACGGUGCCAGAAGUGGGCACUGUGGUGGGCGGGACUUUGUGCAGUGGUAUUUGCCGCGAGGGAGAUGAUCUGGUGGUCGGGCCCACAGACUCGGGGCUGUUCCACAAAUUGACCGUCGGGAGCAUCCAGAGGAACCGCUCGGCUUGCCGGGUGCUUCGCGCCGGACAGGCUGCCACGCUGGCGCUCGGAAACUUCAACCGCACCUUGCUGCGAAAGGGAAUGGUGAUGGUGAGUCCAGAGAUGGACCCGACCAUCUGCUGGAUAUUUGAGGCUGAGAUUGUACUGCUCUUCCACUCCAAGACCUUCCACAAGGGCUUCCAGGUGACCGUGCACAUUGGCAACGUGAGGCAGACCGCCACCGUGGAGGCCGUCUAUGGCAAGGAGGAGCUGAGGACGGGGGAGAAGGCGGGCGUCCAGUUUAAAUUCCUCAAGCAUCCCGAGUACCUGAAGAUGGGGGCCAAGGUGCUCUUCAGGGAGGGCGUCACCAAGGGCAUCGGCCACGUCACCAAGUUGCAUCCCAUUGCGCAGUAUCGCCACGUCCCGGAGAGCGACGAAGAUGAAGAUGACGACUAGAGCCUAAGAGAAACACACAAGUGCUGUUUGGUUUGCUUUUUAUAACGGACAAGCUUCCCACAAAUGUCCGCACACGUUGCCGCUCUCAUCCGUAGAAGGUAAACAAGUUGGCAUUUUGAAGAGCACCUUGCCUUUUAUACCUUCAAGAUACUUCCAAAGCCAGGAAUGUAGCCUCACACACUGUCCGUCACGAAGGGAAAGUCAGCAAUUGGUAAACAAGUUGGCAUUUUUAAGAGCACCUUGCCUUUUAAACCUUCAAGAUACUUCCAAAGCCAGGAAUGUAGCCUCACACACUGUCUGUCACGAAAGCAAUUGGUUUGUAAGAAUAUGGGCUUGAGCAGGAAAAAAAAAAAAAUGAUCAGAGCGCAACAUAGAAACUGAUGACAGCAGAAGAAAUACGGCAACUCCUCUGGUACAAAAUACUCAGCUACCAAAAGAGCACACGAUUUUAAAAUUGGAGUUUGUUUUGGUCAAAUAUUUUGUGACUGAUCCUUGUCCGAACGGCCAGAAGGGGCCCUUGUGGACAACAGAAUUGUUGGAUUCAAAAGCCAGUAUGUUUCAAAGGUAUUUGCUGCCAAUUCUUGUUAAUGAUGUCUCUCACUCGCACUCAGACACAAGCGUGAACAGUGCCUAAUGGAAGUGCCUUCCGUCACAAGAAUUAAAAAAAAACAACUGGUGCUACUAGUUCAAAACACACAAAUAUUUGUACCAAAAUUUUGACUGUUAAGUACUGCUCCAAAGCAAGACUGUGGGCCUUAUAUUAACAGUCUUAGUCCACAGUCACUCCACUUGCGUUGUGCAUAUUUCAACCAUUGUAUUAUAGAUCUGCUUUUACAUUUUGUUUUUGUACACCUCAGGUAUAUUUCUAGUAGUUUGUACAUUUUACAGUUCUAUAUUUUUUAAUCCCCUUUUAUUGAUGGGACCGUGUAUAAUCACGUCUGAUCCAUUGUAUGUACAGAUGCAAUAUUAUGUGUGGUGUUGAUAAGAAAGCCGUUUAUCCAAUUAAAUGUUGACUUCUGA
Messenger RNA from Syngnathus typhle (broad-nosed pipefish), 3115 nucleotides. RefSeq names its product GTP binding protein 2a (gene gtpbp2a). Gene Ontology annotation, molecular function: GTP binding; GTPase activity; translation elongation factor activity. Gene Ontology annotation, biological process: translational elongation. Bases 266 to 2095 code for a protein of 609 amino acids. The record is from RefSeq and is a predicted model, not a curated record. Lineage: Eukaryota; Metazoa; Chordata; Actinopteri; Syngnathiformes; Syngnathidae. The transcript is spliced from 12 exons.